This is a messenger RNA of Peromyscus leucopus (white-footed mouse), 924 nucleotides long. Its product is annotated as olfactory receptor 1361-like. Gene Ontology annotation, cellular component: membrane. Bases 1 to 924 code for a protein of 307 amino acids. Gene Ontology annotation, molecular function: G protein-coupled receptor activity; olfactory receptor activity. Gene Ontology annotation, biological process: G protein-coupled receptor signaling pathway. Lineage: Eukaryota; Metazoa; Chordata; Mammalia; Rodentia; Cricetidae. The transcript has a single exon. The record is from RefSeq and is a predicted model, not a curated record.
AUGGGUGAAGAUAAUGAAACUAUGAUCACAGAAUUCCUCCUCCUGGGUCUCUCUGGAAAGUCAGAGCAAGAAGAGGUUGUCUUUGGAAUGUUCUUGUGGAUGUACUUGGUCACCAUCUCUGGGAACCUUCUCAUCAUCCUGGCCAUCAGCUGUGACCCUCAUCUUCACACACCCAUGUACUUCUUCCUGGCCAACCUCUCCACUGUUGACAUCUGCUUUUCCUCAGUCACCAUCCCCAAGGCUCUGGUGAAUCACGUUUUGGGAAGCAAGUCCAUCUCUUACACGGAGUGUAUGGUCCAGAUCUAUUUCUUCAUCACAUUCAUCAACAUGGACGGCUUCCUGCUGAGUGUGAUGGCCUAUGACCGCUAUGUGGCCAUUUGUCACCCACUCCACUACACCCUGAUGAUGAGGCCCAGACUCUGUGUCCUCCUGGUGGUCAUAUCAUGGGUCAUCACAAACCUGCAUGCUCUCUUGCACACUCUGCUCAUGGUUCGGCUCACCUUCUGUUCCCACAAUGCAGUGCACCACUUCUUCUGUGACCCCUACCCUAUCCUGAAACUCUCUUGUGCUGACACCUUUAUCAACGACCUGAUGGUCUUCACCGUGGGAGGGGUGAUAUUCCUGACACCAUUUUCAUGCAUUGUUAUUUCCUAUGUUUACAUUUUCUCUAAUGUCCUGAAGAUGCCGUCUGCCCGUGGGAUCAAGAAAGCUCUAUCCACAUGCGGGUCUCACCUCACCGUGGUCUCUCUCUUCUAUGGUGCAAUCCUGGGGGUCUAUAUGCGUCCUUCAUCCUCGUAUUCACUACAGGACACGGUGGCCACUGUCAUCUUCACAGUGGUGACACCGCUGGUCAAUCCCUUCAUCUACAGCCUGAGGAAUCGUGACAUGAAAGGAGCCCUGAGGAAGACAAUUCUCAGAUGCUAA